Molecule: messenger RNA, 1524 nt
Organism: Saccharomyces paradoxus
Lineage: Eukaryota; Fungi; Ascomycota; Saccharomycetes; Saccharomycetales; Saccharomycetaceae
Gene: SHQ1
Product: Hsp90 cochaperone SHQ1
Exons: 1
Coding region: 1-1524 (507 amino acids)
Biological process (GO): box H/ACA snoRNP assembly
Cellular component (GO): cytoplasm; nucleoplasm
Source: RefSeq, a predicted model, not a curated record
AUGAUUACACCAAGAUUCAAUAUAACACAAGAUGAGGAAUAUAUAUUUCUCAAAAUAUUCAUAAGUAAUAUUAGGUUCAAUGCGAUGGGUUUAGAGAUAGUCAUCCAAGAAAAUAUGAUCAUAUUUCACCUAUCCCCGUACUAUUUAAGACUGAGAUUCCCUCACGAACUAGUUGAUGAUGAGAGGUCCACGGCGCAAUACGAUUCCAAAGAUGAAUGCAUCAACGUAAAAAUAGGUAAAUUGAAUAAAAAUGAGUAUUUCGAAGAUUUGGAUUUACCGACGAAGUUGUUGGCCAGGCAAGGCGAUCUUGCAGGUGCUGAUGCAUUAACAGAAAAUAUUGAUGCCAAAAAAGCCCAGAAACCCCUUAUUCAAGAGGUCGAGGUCGAUGGCGCGUCGAAUAGCUUUAAGGAAGAUGUGAAGACUAUUGGUCAAAUGGGGGAAGGUUUUAAUUGGGAGAUAGAGCAAAAAAUGGAUUCCAUCAUAAAUAAUGGAAUACUUAAAACAAAAUAUGGGUUUGAUAACUUAUAUGACACAUUCAUAUCUGUGUCGGUGAGCAACGGGAAUGAUAUCAAUGAACUAGACGAUCCUGAACACACAGAGGCUAACAAUAGAGUUAUUGAAAGGUUAAGGAAAGAAAAUUUAAAGUUCGAUCCUGAAUAUUAUAUUUCCGAAUAUAUGACACACAAAUACGGUAACGAGGAAGACUUGGAAAUCAACGGCAUCAAAGAACUACUCAAGUUUACGCCUUCAAUCGUGAAGCAAUACCUACAAUGGUAUAAAGAUAGUGCGAACCCAAAUCUUGUCAUGCCAGUUGAGUUUACUGAGAGGGAACAAAAGCAGAUGCAGGACCAUCUACCCAAAAAGUCUUAUCUUGUAGAAGACAUUAAACCACUCUAUGUCACCAUACUCAGCGUUCUUUUCAGCUACAUGUUUGAACAGCUCGAAAACGAAGGCACUCAUACUACGGAGAGUGCUUGGACAAUGGGAAAACUAUGCCCUCAAAUAUCAUUUCUAGAUCAGCAAUUGAAACAGAUGAACGAGCCGCAAGACGGCAUGAAAGAAAUAUUCAAUGGAAACAAAGACAGCUCUCUCAUCAAGAUUGCAAUUAUCACAGGCACUAGGAGAGCCCUGAGUUACCCACUACAUAGAAACUAUGACCUGGUGAUGAAAGUGUGGACAUUUGUAUAUUAUAUUCUACGUGGUGGUAAGAGACUAGUCAUAAGGGCGUUAUUGGACAUUCAUGAAACAUUUCGUUUCCAUGAUGUGUACUACGUCUACGAUAAAGUUCUCUUGGAUGACCUAAUCGCGUGGUUCAUUUCUCAGGGUAGUGAGAAUGUCAUAAGAAGCCUUGCCAUGGAGAUGAGGAAAGAGCAAGAGUCAAUCUCUAAGCGCGAUAUCGAAUUUGAAUGUAUUGCCUCGUUCAACGAACAAACUGCCGAACCAGAGUGGGAGACACUAAAUCUAAGAGAGAUGGAAAUUUUGGCAGAGUCGGAAUACCGAGAACAACAGCAAAACCAACAUUGA